AUGAAUACUCUGAACCCACUCGCCGCCAAGCCCGCCGGCAGCCGCCCGCAGCUCAUCCACCACCGUCAAUCUCAUUCCAGACGCAUAUAUCCUCUAUAUUCCCGACCACCAGCUCCGCCUCCGCCUCCGCCUUCACAUUUCCCUCGCUCCGCCGUGAGAGCCUCUGCUCACAACCCAAACCCUAGCCGCCCCAAAAAUCCCCCAAACCUAGCUACAAUCCCCGCGAUCCCGAAUUCGUCUCCGAUAAAGCACGCGCUCAUCGCCGCCGCCGCUAUUUUCCUCUCCGGCUUUCAUUUCCCACAGAAACCCGCCGUCGCCGCUCCAACCUCCCCGGCGCCGGCCGCAAUCGAAACCACCGUCGACGACUCAGUUCCGAACGAGGAAAAGGAGAAACCAGCCGGAGAUCGGCCGUCCGCCGCCUCAGUCGAAACCACCGCCAAAGACUCCGAUUCGAACGAGGAAAACGCAAAUCCAGCCGGAGAACAGCCUCCGGCCGCCACAGUCGAAACCACCACCAAAGAUUCCGAUUCAAACAAGGAAAACGAUUCCAACUACAUCGACGAGCUGAAGCGUUCGUUCGAGUUCAAACUAGAAACCAGAGACUUACCAGAAGCUGCUCUCAUUCUCGAUAAGCUUACGGAGCUCGAGCCCGACGUGAUCGGUUGGCGAAUGCUGAGGGCCGAUCUGUACACAAACACUGGGGAAUUCCAAUUAGCUCGUGAAAUUUAUCACGACUUGCUCCACAAGAACCCUAGUUGCUUAGACGCGUGCCAAGGCCUGUGGAACGUUGAUUUGCACGAAGAAUCUGAGGUGGAGUUGAAGAAAACGGAGGAAAGGGUCUUGGAAGCAAUCAGAUUGUCGGAGGAGAGCAAUGAAAGCCUUCGUUUGAGGGAUUUCAAGUUUCUGCUUGCCCAUAUUCGAGAGCUCGAGGGAAAAUACGAUGAGGCAUUGGAGUUAUAUCAUGAGCUAGAGAAGGAGGAGCCAGGUGAUUUUCGGAUAUAUUUGGCUCGUGGUUUUCUGUACUUUUUGCUGAAGAGGAAAGACGAAGCUAAGGCAAAUUUCGAGAAGUUCAGGGAAUUGGCCCCGGAAGGGAGCAUAGGCGGACAGUAUCUUGACAAUGAAACAAGAAUUCAAGAACUGCUCGUGCAAGAAAUGCAGUGGCUUGAGAUAAGAAAUCGACGCAAU
Molecule: messenger RNA, 1185 nt
Organism: Striga asiatica
Lineage: Eukaryota; Viridiplantae; Streptophyta; Magnoliopsida; Lamiales; Orobanchaceae
Source: the annotation of a GenBank genome assembly